AUGCCUGCCGUCGACGCCCAAGAGACAGAUGAGCUGCUGGAACGCAGUGAGAGACGAGCUAAGCGGUUGUUAUCUGGGUUCCUGGACUUUGCAUUCUCAGGCAAUAUCCUUGAAAUCGCCUUCGGUCUGAUUCUUGCCUCAGCCUUCACGGCCCUCACGACGUCGUUCGUGAGCGACAUCUUACUGCCGCCGCUCUCGGUGAUAUUACCGCUGAACAGAAAUUUGGACGAGAAGUUCGCCGUCCUGCAGUCCGGGCCCAAUUACGACGCUCUAGAUGGCUACACGACGCUUUCGCAGGCUCAGGAGGACGGCGCCGUUGUGCUAGCUUAUGGCCUCUUUCUAAAUAGAUGCGUCAACUUCUUGGGCCUCGGUUUGGCUCUCUACGGCCUGGCGCUUCUCUACGAGCGCUUGUCUCAUGACCCUAUCGUCAAACACUCCAUUAAGUGUCGGUAUUGCAAGAAGCGUAUCAGUGAUAAGGCCCUUCGUUGCGUGAAUUGUACGAGCUGGCUCGAUGGACGCGAGGAUACCAGACGGAUCUGGCCGGACAAUGUGGCACAACAGUAA
Molecule: messenger RNA, 564 nt
Organism: Neoarthrinium moseri
Lineage: Eukaryota; Fungi; Ascomycota; Sordariomycetes; Amphisphaeriales; Apiosporaceae
Exons: 4
Coding region: 1-564 (187 amino acids)
Biological process (GO): intracellular water homeostasis; monoatomic ion transport
Molecular function (GO): mechanosensitive monoatomic ion channel activity
Source: RefSeq, a predicted model, not a curated record